AUGUUCCGCCAAAUACGCGUAGCACCCGAAGACACUAAAUAUCAGUGUAUCUUCUGGCGUCCUUCAGAAAACUCUCCGCUAGCAGCUUAUCGUUUGGAAACCGUCACAUACGGCACGGCGUGUGCACCCUUUCAUGCCAAUCGCGUCUUAAAACAACUCGCGAAAGACGAAGGCGAAAAGUAUCCGUUGGGAGCAGCCAUCUUGUUAGACGAAUUCUACGUAGACGAUGCUAUGUUCGGUGCAGACGAUCCGUCGCUAUUGGUAGACAUGCGCGAUGAGCUGAACCGAUUGCUCAUGGCGGGCGGGUUUAAAUUGAGGAAAUGGGCAAGCAACUCUUCGUCACUCCUCAAAGAUAUCCCAGCAGAGGAUCAUGGGUUAGCGGUUAGCAGAACCUUGCAAGAUGACGAAAGGGUUAAGGUGUUAGGAAUUCAGUGGAACCCUUCCUCCGAUGUCUUUCAUUUCCAUACGAAUACUCCCGAACUUAAGAAAUAUACGAAGCGGGCAUUCUUAUCGCUAUUGGCAAAAACGUACGACCCGUUAGGUUGGAUAGCACCCUUUAUUGUUCAAGGAAAAAUAAUCUUACAAAAGUUGUGGUUGGCAAAAGUUAGCUGGGACGACAAUUUACCUCCAGAUUUAGCACGCGAUUGUGAGAAGUUUCACUCAAUGCUCUCCUACACAAGAGAUAUUUCGAUUCCUAGAUGGGUAGGAGUAGGAGGGGAGAUAAAAACGGUGCAGCUACACGGCUUCUGUGAUGCCUCUCACUUAGCGUACGCUGCAGCGGUGUAUAUCCGAGUAGAGUCUUCGUCAACAAAGGUUACGCUGCUGUAUGCAAAAACUAAGGUGGCCCCGUUGAAAGUGCAGAGCAUUCCUCGGCUUGAACUCUGCGCGGCUGAGCUGUUGAGUCGGGCGAUCAAUUUUGUUCUUGGGGCGUUGCGAGUCAAACUCGAUGCCAUCGUCUGUUGGUCAGAUUCAAAAGUUGUAUUAGAUUGGUUAAAUGCACCUCCAGGAAACUGGAAGACCUUCGUAGCAAACCGAGUAUCAGAAGUGCAAACGAGCUUACCUUCGGCUCUGUGGCGUCACGUUCCAGGGACGCAAAACCCCGCCGAUUGUGCGUCGCGAGGAUGCUCAGCCAGGGAUCUCAGGACGCAUGAUCUCUGGUGGAGUGGACCGAACUGGCUGUCAGAUCCCUCGGAGAGCUGGCCACAGCAAGGGUUCACUCCAAGGGACGAGCAGGUCGGCGAGGAAUGUUCGGUACAGGUGGCUUCAAACGUAGAUCACAAGGUGGAACCGUUGGAGAUCUUAUCUCGUUUCUCUUCCUGGCCUAAAUUAUUGAGAGUACUUGUAUACGUGUACAAAUUCUACAACGCGUGCAGAAAAAGUCCAAACACAGAGAAAGGCAAGGUCGUCUCGAAGACAGAAAUACAGUUCGCAAAAACUAAAUGCUUUCAACUGAUACAAGCUAAUCACUUUCCAACAGAAUUGAGAGAACUUGCUAAACCAAAAGGAGUGCUAACUAAAAGUUCAAUUUUGGCUCUUUCCCCGUAUUUAGAUAAAGAUCACAUAAUUCGCGUGGGUGGGCGCUUAAAGUACUCACCUCUGCCUGAAUCGGAGAAACAUCCGAUAAUACUUCCGCGAUGCCACGUCACUUCACUAAUUUUGAAGCACGUGCACAUCAUGACGCAGCAUGGAGGGCUGCAACUGACAUUGCGAACCCUGCGCCAGCAGUAUUGGGUCAUUCACGCGCGAACCCAAGAAGAAUUGUACGGUACACAGUACACUCAUUACAUCGGUAAUGGCGAUAGUAUAACCUAUAAAGGUAUUAUUGAUUCAAAACCGUAUGGCGACAAAGUUAUCGUAAAAAAAGACUGCAUCAACCAUGUACAAAAGCGAAUGGGCACGAGAUUACGACAGUUAAAAAAAACUCACAAAGGACUUGGCGGUAGAGGAAAGUUGACCGACAAAAUGAUUAGCGAAUUGUGCAACUACUAUGGAAAAGCUAUUCGUGAAAAUAAUGAGUCUGUAGAAAAAAUGCUCAAUGCCAUAUGGGCCACCAUCUACCACAAAAGGUCGUUAGACGAAAAUCCAACCAUGAGUUGUGUCCAAAAGGAACUGAAGCCACAGAACCAUGCUUUGCGUCGACGGUUUGCUGAUUGGAUUCUAGGGCAGCUCGAUGUGGAUCCAAAUUUUCAUCGAAAAAUCAUCUUUUCAAAUGAGGCUCAUUUUUGGCUUGAUGGCUUUGUAAACAAGCAAAACUGCCGUAUUUGGGAUGAUUCUAAUCCGCAGGUGAUUCAACAGCGACCAUUAUAUCCGAAAAAAAUCACUGUUUGGUGUGGAUUAUGGGCUGCAGGCAUCAUUGGACCAUUUUUUUUCGAAAAUGAACGAGGAGAUGCUGUUACAGUGAAUGAUGAUUUUGACUUGAAUGAGAUGUGGUUUCAACAGGAUGAUGCCACGUGUCACACAGCUGCCUAA
Molecule: messenger RNA, 2469 nt
Organism: Osmia lignaria (orchard mason bee)
Lineage: Eukaryota; Metazoa; Arthropoda; Insecta; Hymenoptera; Megachilidae
Source: RefSeq, a predicted model, not a curated record